Molecule: messenger RNA, 4073 nt
Organism: Pleuronectes platessa (European plaice)
Lineage: Eukaryota; Metazoa; Chordata; Actinopteri; Pleuronectiformes; Pleuronectidae
Product: lysophosphatidic acid receptor 6
Exons: 2
Coding region: 2787-3761 (324 amino acids)
Biological process (GO): G protein-coupled receptor signaling pathway
Cellular component (GO): membrane
Molecular function (GO): oxysterol binding; G protein-coupled receptor activity
Source: RefSeq, a predicted model, not a curated record
UUAUGUACACAUUUUUUUUUUUUACAGACUUGCCCUUUAAUUUGCACUAAAAAUACAUGAUAAUUGACAUGAGCAGAUACGCCAUAAAGACUAAAAAAAUCAAAAAAUAAAAAAUGAAGUUGUAUUUGUAGUAAUUUUAGGCCGUUUCAGCCAACCAUGCUGUUUUACCGUAAAGCCACAAGUAGACGCGCAAAAAAAACCCGGUGGCGGCUGGCUUCCCAGAUGACGGCUCACUUUACUGCAGUAAGGUGUGAGGCAGCCCAUGUGAUACCUGUAAAUAAACAGUACUACCAUUGUUUUAUAAUGAAAUAACAUAUGUAGAAAACUUUUUUAUUUCCCUCCGUGUGACUGCAGGAUGAGACCUGGUGAUUGAAAACGGGAAGUACUGUUUGAUUUCCUCUAAAUCUAAAUAUAACGUUACUGCCAUGACUAAACACUGACGUACUGUUCUUCAAGGUGGGUUGAAACAUGUCGAAUUAAAACUCUGCUGCGACCCUGAACACCACAUAUGAAUAAUAACGUUGAGUUAAUAACGAAACCAAACUACAAGUAAAACCACUUUAAAUAAACUACAUUUCACGUAAAGUUUACGUUUUGUUUAGCAGCUUCCUGUUAGCUUUAGCAAAACCAGGUUAGCUUAGCUAGCUAGCUGGUAGCUAACAAUACUAGUUCGACCUUGAAUUAAGUCAAUACGAUCAAAUAUUGUUCAAAGCUGUCAGUAUUUAACCCGGUUAGUGCUUAAUUAUAUAUUAUAAUAAAGAAUAAUCAUGAAAAUUUGGCUGAAACGAUAAAAGCGCUUCAACCCUUCAUCUUCAUCAUGUCUUGAGAUAAACACGGAGACUUACGUUCUGAGCCCUUCAGAAUAAAAUUGGUCCAAAAAUGUAUUUAAUUGUUAAUUUGUUUGGAUGGAUAGAUAGACAGACAGAGACAUAGAUAUAUGAGUUGAUAUGUUAAGUUGUUCUUCUAUAAUGAUGAAAACAAAAUAUAUCAUUAUUACUUUUACAUUUGACUGUCGUUAUCGAAAAUAGAUUGUCAACAUUUUGUGUUGAAACUUCAUAAGUUUCAAUAAAACUUUACAUAUAUUCCUGAAUAAUUCUAUAAAGAAACUUUAAGUGUCAGAACAUUGAGUGAACGGAGGCCUGGUCUCUCGAGAACCUGAAAGAGUUUGACCUGGUUAUAAAAUGACAUUAGUUUUUUCUUACGUGUUGAAAUCGCAAGGAGCCAAGGGCCUGGUAUAACAAAUUUUAUGUGAAGCAUGUGUGACCACUUUGUGCACAUCGUGUAAUUAUUGUACAGAUUGUGUAGCCUGCUGGAAAUGUUUGGAAAAGAAGGUAAAUGCUUGAAUAUUUACUGUGAACAUGGCUUCAAAAAUCCAUCCAUUCUUGUUAAAACCUCUUGUUAAACUAAAGUGUCCCGGUCUGCAGAUUUGAAUCUCUAUCAAACUUUAUAUGAGGACGGCUUUUCUCUGCUUCUCUUUAUUUCUAAUGAACUGUUUAUGAAAGUCAACAAACACUGUCUGAUAAACAGCCCUGUAGUAAAUCCUCCCCUCAUGAAGGUUGUGAUGUUGUGUUGAUUCAAAUGUAAGUUUCAAUGUUAUUUUGUUUCGUAAGAAGAAAAGUUGGCGCUCUAAAUAGUGUCAGCUGUUAUGUCUCGAAGAACAGGAAAUGGAUGGAUCCCCACCUUUUCCUUUUCCGUGAACAUGUGUAUUGUUCAGUGAAUUAAUAAUAACAUAUAUGCUAAAGAUUAUAAUUGUAAUGCUUUGAGCAAUAGUAAAAAAAAAAUGUAUCUUCGGUUGAGCCUAAUCAAGAUAAUAACAUCUUACAAAUUCCCCCUCAGAUCUAAACCCGGCCUAAGGCUGUCAUCAAUUUAACCACAGAUUUAUCAGUCGUUUCAAAAGUUUGUUUAUGGUCAAAAACAGGAUGUGAUGUAAAGAUAAUAAAUCCCCUUCUAACCCAGUUUGUACAAAAUGAACCCAAACUGAGACGUCUCAUUUUCACUUAUAGUUGUCUGUAAAAAACACUUUUCACAGUUUAUGUGUCACAAAAAAAAAAAAAAAAGAGCUUGGUUUAGAAUUUCAGGCUUGAAAAAUUCAACAAAGUCACAGCCACAUAGUGUAGUUAUCAUACAGAUUGUGUAGUCUGCUGGAAAUGUUGGGAAAUGUCCCGGUCUGCAGCUUUUAAUCUCUAUCAAACUUUAUGUAAGGAUGGCUUUUCUCAGCUUUCUCUUUAUUUCUAAUGAACUGUUUAUGAAAGUCAACAAACACUGUCUGAUAAACAGCCCUGUAGUAAAUCCUCCCCUCAUGAAGGUUGUGAUGAUUCAAAUGUAAGAUCCUUCAGGAGGCUGCAGUUUGUGGUGCUGUCAAACUUCAAGGGGAAGUAUUUAAACCUCACUCUCUAAAGCAGAUUCAUAAUAAUCUAAACACAUGUCCAAACAAGGCAACACAUUCAUGAUAAUUCAGUAUAUCACUGUAACAUUGCCAUUGCAUGAAAUAAGGUGAAACUCAUUUCAUGCAAUGGUUUCCUGCUCCUUUCGUCAUACAGUGCGUCAUACAGGCUUCUUAAGAAAAUCAAGAAGCCUGAGCAAAGAGCUGCAUGGUCUACACAACGCAGAGAGCAGCAGCACAACAAUCUCAGGUGUUGCUUUCUACAUUUGGAGAACAGACUCUCAACAACUAGAUAGAGGACGGUGUGUGAGGCAGCAGUGUGAAUUAAAUCCAACCCACACGUUCAUUUGACUUCAUUCACAGACACAUACAAACAAAACAACCCCUCCAGCAAUCGUUCAUCAUGAACGUGACGGACACCAGCUGCAGCCCCGACUCCGCAGAGUAUCAGUACUCCCUCUUCCCAGUGAUCUACAUCCUGGCGUUAGUCGUGGGUCUACCUGGAAAUCUGGCUGCUCUCUUCGUCUUCACCUUCAAGAUCACCCCUCGCACAGCCUUCAGCGUGUUCAUCAGCAACCUGGCCCUGGUGGACAUCCUCAUCCUCUGCACUCUGCCCUUCAGGAUCCACUACCACCUCAACAGAAACAACUGGGUGUUUGGGGACAUCGCCUGCCGCAUCACUGGGGUCCUGUUCUACUCCAACAUCUACAUGAGCAUCUGUUUAAUGACUUGUAUCUGUGUGGACCGCUACAUGGCCACGGUGCAUCCUCACGCCUACCAGAGGCAGCGGAGGCCCUGGCGCUCUCUGGCCGUGUGCGUGGCGCUCUGGUGCGUUGCUGGUGUGUUGAUGCUGGUCUUCGUCCUCUUGGGGCCUCUGAAAACAAACGUCAACCAAUCAGGAGGCCGCAGUUGUUUCGAGAACUUAUCCAAGCACGAGUGGGACACGCGUCUGGCGGUGUACAGCCUUUUGGUCCUGAUCUUCGGCUCCCUGCUGCCCUCCGUGAUCAUGCUGGUGUGUUACCCGCUGGUUGUGAGGCGCAUCUCCAUGAUCAGGACUAACACAGCCCAAAGAGCCGUAAGGGUCAUUCACACCAUCCUGGCCAUCACGCUGCUCUGCUUCCUGCCCAACCACGUUGCAAACCUGCUGCACCUCCUGCGACGCAUGGAUGUCAUCAAGAGCUGCACCGCCGCCAACCGCAUCUACGACGCCAAGCGGGUCACCACGGCCCUUGUCACCCUCAACACGUGCCUGGACCCCGUGCUGUACUAUUUUACCACCGGCCACUUCAAAUGGAGGCUCUUGAAGAUGACAUGGCUGUGUGGACGAGUGGAGAGUAGCAGAGAUGUUAGUACGAUUGCAGUGGACCUAGAGAACUGAACCUGUAGAUAUAUAACAAAUAUAACUCUGCUUCCUUGUAUAUAUAUGGAACUGGAGACUUUUCUAUAAAAGUGUUAUUAAAAUUUACAUCCAUCAAAAUAAAGGGAAAGAUCGAAAACAUGCUUUUCUUUAUCUUGUGCAGUUUUGUCUCGUAAUGAGUCUUCAGCAAGCAGACGUUAAGAAUCUAUAUUUCUCAUGUUAAAUCAAUGUUAUUUUAUAUAUUUUAAACUUAAAACAGAAGAAGUAGACCUGUGCAAAGAUUUAGGAAUUUGAACAAGUUAUUGUAUUUCUUUUUAAAUUCAUCAAAUAAAA